Molecule: messenger RNA, 638 nt
Organism: Bactrocera neohumeralis
Lineage: Eukaryota; Metazoa; Arthropoda; Insecta; Diptera; Tephritidae
Product: retinin-like
Exons: 2
Coding region: 44-523 (159 amino acids)
Source: RefSeq, a predicted model, not a curated record
CAGUCAAUACAGACCUUCAAACAACAAACAAAAAACUUUUAAAAUGUUCAAGUUGGUGGUAUUGUCUGCUCUCCUGGCCGUAGCUGCUGCUCGCCCCAGUCUCAUCGAAUCCCACUCAGCGCUGCAAUUGGCACCUGCCGCCACCAUUGCCGUGCAAGAGCCUGUGCUCACCAGAGUGGGCUCCGUGGUGAAGAGCAUCCCCACUGCUGUCUCCCACCAGAGCUCCACCAUUGUGCACAGCUCUGCGCAUGUGGUUGAGGAUAUUGUUGCACCUGCUCUGAGGACUAGCGUUGUGGCUGCUCCAACUUUGGUACAGUCUGUUGCCGCUGCUCCAGCGGUGGUACAAACCGUUGCCGCUGCUCCAGCAGUGGUACAAUCUGUUGCCGCUGCUCCAGUGCUGCACUCAGCUGCCGUACAAACUGUUGCCGCAGCUCCAUUGUUGCAACACGCUCCAGUUGCUCACUUAUCGGCACCUCUGACUAAUUUGCAUGCUGCAUCCCCCCUCGCUCAUGGCUUGUGGUAAACGAAUUGAGAUAUGGACGAUUUAGUUGGACUGCCUGUUUAUUAGUAAAUCUUUCAUUUUUGAUUUCUACAAAAUUUUCUUUUCCCCAUUCUCCUACUUUUCUUUCGAAGCAUUU